Molecule: messenger RNA, 954 nt
Organism: Mercenaria mercenaria
Lineage: Eukaryota; Metazoa; Mollusca; Bivalvia; Venerida; Veneridae
Product: serum amyloid A-2 protein-like
Exons: 4
Coding region: 196-588 (130 amino acids)
Cellular component (GO): extracellular region
Source: RefSeq, a predicted model, not a curated record
CGUAACGUACACUGCUUUCAUUGGCUUGUUCGUAAAAGAGAAGUAAAAAUUAACGCUAUAAAGUACGAGUUACGCCUGCAAUUUUCACACUUUACGGAACUUUGGCAUAGCUCUGAAAUAGAAGUUUCUAAGAGGGAUCAAUAAGGUCGCAGACAACUAUCUUUUUUAAAGAGUCUACUUGCUUCUGUUGCGGCAAUGAAGCUAACCAUAGUAGCAGCUCUCCUGGUUGCCAUCACGGUAACAUUGCAUACUGCUGAGGCAAACAUAUUCCGACGGACCUGGAAUUAUGCACGUGACUUUGCCGGCGGAUCACGUGACAUGUGGCGAGCUUACAGUGAUAUGCGCCGUGCGAUCACCAUAGGGGCAGAUAAGUACUUUCACGCACGUGGAAAUUAUGAAGCUGCUCGGAGAGGCACGGGCGGUCGCCAUGCCGCCACUUUGAUCAGCAAUGCUAGAGAGUGGGUACAAGGUGGAAGCGGUCGUGGCGCACAGGACUCCGCUGCUGACCAGGAGGCUAACAGGUGGGGCCGUAAUGGAGGUGACCCCAAUAGAUUCAGGCCAAAUGGCCUUGACCGCCGCUACAAGUAGGGAUAGAAAAACAACAGACAAUGUACAACUAGCCUUAAGAUUCUUAGACUGUUCUAUGUUUUCUUUAUGCUUUUCGUAUCACUGAUGCAACUUAAUGAUAGUGCCUCUGUAUUACUCUCAAAAUAUGUUGACAGUGUUUGUGGAAUCUUUUAAUUGUAUUGUUACAUUACUUACAAAAUAUGUUGACAGUGCUUUCUGCAUUACUCAUAAAAUCAUUUUACAGUGUUUCUGUUUUGUUGACAGUGUUUCAAUAUUACAUAGAUUUUUUUGACAAUGUCUCUGUAUUAUGUCUCUGCAUUACUCAUGAAAUUUGUUGACAGUGUUUCCGCCAUCUUUCUCUGAUUUUAAUUAAACGUCAUUUCUGUU